Messenger RNA from Mycetomoellerius zeteki, 2758 nucleotides. Its product is annotated as facilitated trehalose transporter Tret1. Bases 908 to 2521 code for a protein of 537 amino acids. Gene Ontology annotation, cellular component: membrane. The transcript is spliced from 3 exons. The record is from RefSeq and is a predicted model, not a curated record. NCBI's taxonomy places the organism in Eukaryota, Metazoa, Arthropoda, Insecta, Hymenoptera, Formicidae. Gene Ontology annotation, molecular function: sugar transmembrane transporter activity. Gene Ontology annotation, biological process: carbohydrate transport; transmembrane transport.
AUCAGAUAGGCAGAUCGCGUCGAGUAUUAGUUUUCACAAAUCUCACUUAUGUAGGCUCCGCAAGAGUAGAAUAAUUAACUCUAAUGAUCAACAAACACUCCUUAAGUGCGGAAAAAGCCGCAUAUAUGGAGCACGGGAUCGAACUCGGAACAGAUUACGAGUCGAUUGCAUAAAACGUGAAGCUACUUGACAUUCCCAAAUUUUUUUCCCUUUCUUCUAUAUUACGUGUCACGAUCUCUUCUUUUAUUAAACAAAAAUCCUACUUCUCCUAUUUAUCCGCAUGCGCCUUAUUGUCACGCUCUCGCAGACCGACCCGGUUGGUCUCUCUCUCUCUCUCUCUCUCUUUCUCUCUCUCUUUCUUCCACGAGCAGCGACAGCUUGGUCGCUGGUUGGAUAUAAAGCUUUCGGGACCUGUUGCCGUCAGUACAUUCGCUUCGCGCGAGCUGUAACGUAGACGGUGGAUAAGUCGCUCGAGUUCACUCUUCGCACGCGGCGGUGUUCGGAGUCGCGAAUAGAGAAGGGAGGAGAUACAAAGGGAGUCUCCAUCGAGAAUACACGGAGAUUAACGGAAAAAACGGCGGGGACUAAGCAGAUGCAUCGCACACGGAGGAGGACCCUCGUGGGCUUUUACCAGAUCGGACGCACGAUCGGUCUUCUGGCCAGUCUCUGAGAAUAAAGCUCUCGGGGAUAUCUCCUCGAUAUCCUCGAAAAUCUCAGCUUCGUGAUUUCGCGAACACCACUAGCCAAGCAGGGCGGAGAAUCCCAAGGGGCGAUGAGCCGCGUACCACGUGGUGAUAUGACACUGUGAUCAGCGGACUGUGAUAUUAUACCUGUACCAUAUUAUUACAUUACACGUGUACUUUACACGCUUCAUCGCGGAAAAGAGCAUCCAACAACGACGUGCGCUAUGGCAGAAAAAAAUAGCGAUACGCAAGACCCGGAGAAGGCGACGCUGGUGAACUCGACGUUGCUUCCGAAAAUCCAGCCGUCCGUGCUGCUCAAUGAUGAGAGGACGAAUCUGGCAAACGGCGCCGUCCCAAAGGGCGAUCCUGAGGAUGGCCGACCGCCCAGGGGUAGCGCCAUCAGACAAGUCUUGGCCGCCCUGGUUGCUCAGCUCGGUACCAUCAACACGGGCAUGACAUUCGGCUUCUCUGCCAUCGCUUUGCCGCAGCUCCAGGAGCCAGACAGCAUCAUUCCCAUCAAGGAGGGAUCGACGGAGGAAUCGUGGAUAGCUAGCAUGUCCUCUAUUGGCACGCCGAUCGGUUGCUUGAUGUCCGGCUACAUGAUGGACAUGUUCGGCAGAAAGCGUUCACUUAUCAUCACGGAGAUCCCGGCGGUACUCGGAUGGCUGCUAAUUACAUUCGCGACCGAUAUACACAUGAUAUAUGCUGGUCGUUUCUUCGUCGGUCUAGGAUCUGGUAUGGUGGGUGCACCAGCCCGCGUCUACACAAGCGAGGUGACACAACCACAUCUACGAGGAAUGCUGAUCGCGCUUGCGAGCGUCGGUGUCAGCACAGGAGUUCUGAUAGAAUACGCUCUAGGAAGUAUAGUUACAUGGAACGUCUGCGCCGCUAUCAGUGGUAUUGUGCCAUUUACCGCAUUGGUGUUGAUGUUCUUCUUCCCGGAGACCCCAUCCUACCUCAUAUCGCGCAGCAAACCAGACCAGGCCAAGAAGGCGCUACAGAAAUUCCGCGGCAGUACUUACAACGUGAAUCAGGAAAUGGAGACGUUGGUUGAGUUCUCUAACAAGAACAACAUCAAACGACUCACCGGCUUUCGGGAGAUCAUGUGCGCUGUGCUAAAACCCAACGCGCUCAAACCUUUCGCCCUGCUGUUUCUGUACUUCUUGAUAUACCAAUGGUCAGGCACCAACGUUAUAACUUUUUACGCCGUCGAGAUCUUUAAAGACUCGGGAGCAAGUAUGAACAAAUAUUUAGCGGCGGUUAUACUGGGAAUAGUCAGGCUCACCUCUACUAUCGUCGCUUGCGUCCUAUGUAGAAGAUGCGGCAGGAGACCGCUCACAAUGGUAUCCUCCAUCGGAUGCGGACUUUCUAUGGUAGGAUUAGGUGGAUAUAUGUGGUUGAAAAAUUACUGGGUCGAGAAUGAUCUUCCAAUCGUCGCCACAUGGAUCCCCGUCAUGUGCAUAUUCUUAUACACCAUCACUUGCACUUUGGGUUUCCUAGUGAUUCCGUGGGUGAUGAUAGGCGAGGUUUAUCCCGUGCAAGUACGCGGUAUUAUCGGUGGACUUACUACUAUGUGCGCGCAUUCGUUUAUCUUCAUGGUAGUUAAAACUUAUCCGUUCCUGGCCAGCGUACUCACUCGCCACGGUACAUUCAUUCUCUACGGUUGUAUAUCUUUGUUUGGCACGAUAUACUUCUACAUAUGCCUUCCGGAAACUAAAGAUAGAACGUUACAAGAGAUUGAGGACUAUUUCUCUGGUAGAAGCAAUGCUCUGAUGACCGGUAGAAUGAGUAACAAGCCAAAGGUUUUAGAAAUUAAAAAAGGCCAGAUAUUACCGUGAAAGGGAGGACCAUUUUUAAUUGUAGAAAUUUUGCAAUGUGGCUUAUUUUGAAAGAAUUAUUUUAGUUAGAAAAAAAAGCAUUUGCUUGUUAGCGACUAAGAAUGUUAUUUACUUUUAUAAAGACAAUGAAAUGGGCAAGUACUUUAAAACUUUGACGUUUGCUUUGUGACAAAUACCUUAGAAGAUAAAAUAUUUUUAGACAAACGAUGAAAAGAUAAAACAAAAUAUAAAGACAAA